Molecule: messenger RNA, 1534 nt
Organism: Cladocopium goreaui
Lineage: Eukaryota; Dinophyceae; Suessiales; Symbiodiniaceae
Source: the annotation of a GenBank genome assembly
AUGGCGUUUUGCCUGGCUAGCCAUGCUUUUGUUUCCGGUAGGUCUGGUUUGGAAAGGAAACCAACAAAAACUGGAUAUGAAGUGCAACGUGGAAAUGCCGCCAAACUGUUUGAUGAUGCAUCAGACCUGCUUUGGUCGGCGACUGGACAAGCGUUGAGUGUAGGUGCUACAUUGGGAAUGGUCUUCGCAGUCACGCAGGCUUCUGUUCGAGCUGAGGAGAUGAAAGCCUUCGGCGACUUGGAAUCGCAGGUAACUGUGGCCAAGAUUGACAGAGAUAUAAAGGUAAAGGAACUCAAGGCCGACGCGCAGAAGGUCGAUGAGUUCACAAAAAGCAAGGUGCGAACCUCUGAGGAGAAGUUUCGAGAGUUUACAAAGGAUUUCGACACGAAAUUUGCAUCCACGGAGCGCUCCAUUCGAGCUGGACCAGGGGUGAGAUCUGUGGUCCGCAAAAGUUUGCAGAAGGAAAAACCCUCUGGUAUUACCUUCACCGGCUUUGAGGGUCUGCCAUCUUUGCCGGCGCUGCCAGCUUUGCCAAGCCUCAGCCUUCCUGGCUUGGGCGGUGGUUCUGGUGGAGCUCCUCCCACUGAAGAUGCUGCUUUGGGUGUCCUCUCAGGAGCUGCAAUCUCCUUGGGCGUGCCUGCAGUGCUGGCUGCUGGCGCUGUCAACAACCGCAUCCAAGAGAAGAAGCGAGAAGAUGCUGAGAGGAAGGCGAGGGAAAAAGUGGAUUCUGCGGCUACGGGCUCGAUCCUGACUGCUGUUGCGGGUAUUGGAGCUGCUGUAGUUGUUGGGAACUUCAUUCUCACCAACCUGCCGGCAGAGGCCCCUCCAAAGCAGGCACCUUCAGUUCAGACGACAACAACGCAGAGUGCAGAUACUGCCGCAGCCGAGAAAGCAGCAGCAGCAAAGGCAGCCGCUGACAAGGCCGCUGCUGAAAAGGCAGCCGCUGACAAGGCAGCUGCAGACAAGGCAGCCGCUGACAAGGCAGCUGCAGACAAGGCAGCCGCAGACCAGGCAGCCGCUGACAAGGCAGCUGCAGACAAGGCAGCCGCAGACAAGGCUGCCGCAGACCAGGCAGCAGCGGACAAGGCUGCCGCAGACCAGGCAGCUGCGGACAAGGCAGCUGCGGACAAGGCAGCCGCAGACAAGGCAGCUGCGGACAAGGCAGCUGCAGACAAGGCAGCUGCAGACAAGGCAGCUGCGGACAAGGCAGCGGCUGACAAGGCAGCGGCUGACAAGGCAGCUGCUGCAAAGGUCGAAACUCCCGCAGCACCGGAGUCUACCACGGCGAAGAUUGCCAAGAAGGGCGGCUAUUUUGCCUACAUGAAAGAGAAGCGACAGCAGUAGGGCGAAUCAGCAGCGAUAUUGUUUUCAUACGGAUGGUUCACUAAUGGUUUGCUGAUGGCGGACAAUUUUUAAAGUGUGCCAAGACCUCAUGCGUUCCUGUGCAAGAGCUCAGUCUACAUCUCCGCCGGUUGAAAACAUGCGUUUCUUUUCGGAUGCAAGCUCACGCGCUUUCUAGUUGCAUUGAGAUUUU